Molecule: messenger RNA, 546 nt
Organism: Blastocystis hominis
Lineage: Eukaryota; Bigyra; Opalinata; Blastocystidae
Exons: 3
Coding region: 54-467 (137 amino acids)
Cellular component (GO): cytosolic small ribosomal subunit
Molecular function (GO): RNA binding; structural constituent of ribosome
Source: RefSeq, a predicted model, not a curated record
AUCCCUGGAUUAUUACUUAUUGAAAAAUGCUCGUUGAUAGAAAGGACACUUUGAUGGUUUAUCGCCAGCUCUUUGAGGAUGGAGUUUUCGUGGUGAAGGACGACGUCCACAAGCCCUACGUGAUUGGUCAGGACGAGAACGGAAUGAACAUCACCAUCAGCGGACUGAAGGUGAUCAAGCUGCUCCAGUCUCUGUGCUCUCGCGGAUACGUGAAGAAGACCUACUGCUGGUGCCACUUCUACUACACUCUCACUGAUGCGGGUGUGAAGUUCCUCUCUGAGUACCUUCACCUCCCUGAGCACAUUGUGCCCAACACUCACAAGAGAGUGAAUCCCACGAUGCCUCGUGAGGAGCGUCCCUAUCCUCGCCGUGAUGGAGACAAGCCCGGAUUCCGCCGCAACGGACAGUUCCGUUCCAACCGCAGCGGAUUCAAGGAGCAGCCUAAGGAGCAGCCUAAGGAGCUCUAAGCGUCCUCAACGACAUACCAGAUAACAAAAAGUUGUUGGUUCAUGUAAAAAGGGAUACUUCCCCGCUCUGUUUGUUGCA